This is a messenger RNA of Cimex lectularius (bed bug), 1466 nucleotides long. RefSeq names its product solute carrier family 2, facilitated glucose transporter member 1-like. Gene Ontology annotation, molecular function: hexose transmembrane transporter activity. Gene Ontology annotation, cellular component: membrane. The transcript is spliced from 10 exons. The annotation marks the transcript as partial. The record is from RefSeq and is a predicted model, not a curated record. Lineage: Eukaryota; Metazoa; Arthropoda; Insecta; Hemiptera; Cimicidae. Gene Ontology annotation, biological process: monosaccharide transmembrane transport.
GCUUUUCGGUGUAAAUUUUAAAUUGACCGAUCACCCCAUGGCGAAUUUUAUCCUUCUUUGUACAUAGGAGUUUUAGCUCUCGUACCAACAUGUUUUGGCCUGUCUUCAGAGCCGAGGCUUGGAAAUGGAGACUCUUUUUAGCUUGUGGCUCGGCAAACCUUGCAUCGUCUCUACCUGGAGGCUUUGUAAACGCAGUCCUCAAUACACCAACAUCAAUCAUCAAAAGUUGGUGUAAUGAAUCUGCCAUAUAUCACUACAAUGUUAUUUUCAGUGAGAGACAGUUGAACAAUUUGUGGUCUGCGGUUGUCUCUGUUUAUUUUGUUGGUGGAAUAAUAGGAGCUUUAAAUGGCAAAAUAGCAGAUAGAAUUGGCAGGAAAGGUGGCCUGGUUCUAAGCGGAUCUUUAUUUUUAUUCAGUGCUCUCUUAGCUUUAUCAUCGAAGACGCUCAACUCGUUUGAAGUUCUAAUGCUGAGCCGGUUUAUUUCAGGAUAUGCAACUGGAUUAACAACAGCUAUUUUACCCGUUUAUUUAAAUGAAAUUUCUCCACCAGAACUAAGAGGUACUACAGGAGCUUCUGCCAGUUUUGGAUUUUCGCUUGGAAUCUUCCUGGCACAAGCUUUGGGAUUCAAAAUGAUAUUAGGCACAGAAGAUUAUUGGCAUUAUCUUUUAAGCGCAUAUAUACCUUUAAUCCUACUAGCAGCCUGUGCUGUUCCAUUUCUCCCUGAAAGUCCUAAGUAUCUACUUUCUAAAGGGUAUAAUAAGAAAGCCAGGGAAGAAAUGUCCAAGUUGAGUCAAACGCCGAUGGAUAUUGUCAAAGAUUUAGAGGAGGAGGAAUCUAAUGUUCAGGACUGGUCUUUGAUGAGACUUAUCAAAGACAAGAGUCUAAGGCCGAAAUUAAUUCUGACAUGCUGGAUAAUGAUUGGCCAACAAUUUGCUGGGACUGUGGCUGUAUUCAACUAUUCCAUGAAGAUUUUUCAAGAUGCAGGAUUAUCAGAGUUGCAGUCACAGUAUGCGAGUCUGCUAACUGGGUGCAAUAAUUCUAUUACUGCAUUGUUAGUGAUUUAUGUUAUCAAAAUUUUCCCAAGAAGGACUGUACUAAUAACAAGUAACUGUUGUGUAAUAACAAGCCUAAUUUUACUAAGUACUUCAAUAGCUUGUAAAGAUGUCUAUUUUUGGAUGCCUUAUUUGUCAAUAUUCUCAAUAGUAACUUUUAUAAUUUCUAACGGCAUGGGAUUAGGGCCAAUACCGUUUUUCCUUGGAUCAGAACUUUUCGACUUGGGGCCGAGAUCAGCGGUGAUGUCGUUAGGGACGUUCGGCAACUGGUUAGCUGCUCUGAUUGUAUCACACUCUUUUCUUGAGCUAAACUUGAUUUUUGGGCCGCUAUCUUUCCUUUUCUACGCAGGACAACUAUUAAUUUUGACUUUACAUAUCAUCCAUUCAUUACCUGAAACAAACUCAAAAUUUUUG